AUGGCAAACCCGCAACAAGAAGUUGACCCGCCGGACUGGAGGGGACCAGAUGAUCCAGACUGCCCAUACAACUGGCCAUUGUGGAAGCGCAUCUACAGCACCAGCAUUCCGGCUUUUCUUUGCGUCAAUGUGUCUUUCGCCUCUUCCGUCUACACCUCUGGCGCCAACGACGUGUCAGAAAAGUUUGGCGUCUCACACACGGCAUCCCUCCUCGGUCUUUCCCUCUUUCUCUGGGCCCUAGGCCUCGGUGCCAUCAUAGCCGCACCCGUUAGCGAAUACUAUGGCCGCAGGAUCGUCUACCUCAGCACCGUUCCGGUCUUUGGACUCUUCAUCCUGGGCUCAGGACUGGCACAGAACUUUACGACACUGAUUGUCUGUCGCUUUUUCGCUGGCUUCUUUGGUAGUGCCGUCGUUUCCGUUGGUGGCGGAACCAACGCUGACCUAUGGCCACCUGCACUGGCGGGAUUCGUCUACCCUUUCUACUUUGUGUCUCCAUUUCUCGGACCGGCUUUUGGGCCUGUUAUUGGGGGCUUCUUGGCUGAGGAGAAGGACUUUCGGUGGCUUGAAUGGGUCGUCCUCUUCAUGGUAGCCUUCAACUACAUCUAUGCCCUUCCACAAUUCGAGACCUACAAAAAAACCAUCCUUCAGAGACGUAUACGUGCGGAGAAGCAGUCCGAUGCGCCUCAAGCCCACACGCCCAAGGUCGCCCUCCCCUCGAGCGCAAUCAUCCAACGUAUCGUUCUCAAACCUUUCAAGAUGCUCUUCGUCGAGUCGAUCGUGCUCUUUAUGACCAUCUACAUGGCCUUCAACUUCGCUGUCUUUUACAGCUUUUUCGCAGCGUUCCCCUACGUUUUUGGGGGCCAUUACGGCUUCACCCCGGGCCAGCAGGGUCUCACUUUCAUCUCUAUCGCGCUGGGCUGCGUCAUUGGCUUCCUAGCUGUAGUCUACAUUGAUCGCAAAACUUACCCAGCGCUGGAGGCAAAGUAUGGUGUCGGCGCAGUACCCCCAGAGUAUCGUCUCUACGGCGCCAUGGUCGGCUGCGCGCUUAACCCGGCCAGCCUGUUCUGGUUUGGAUGGACAGCCGACAAGGGUGUAUAUUGGCUCAGUCCAGUCAUUGCCUCUGUACCAUUUGCUGUGGGAAAUAUCAUGGUUUAUAGUAGCGGCGCGCUGUACAUCAUGAACUCUUAUGGUUCUUUGCACGGCGCGAGUGCUCUGAGUGCCAACAGCCUCCUGAGAUAUGCGGGCGGGGGUGCGUUUCCGCUGUUCACGGUGCAAAUGUUCUCCUCCAUGGGGAUUGGAUGGGCAAGUAGUCUGCUUGGUUUUGUCUCGGUCGUACUGGUGCCAGUCCCAUGGGUAUUGUAUAAGUACGGGAGCAGAAUCAGGGCACACAGUCAGUAUAUCACGAUCAAGGAGCCGGUAUCCGGCAACCAGACUUCGUUUGAGGAGAUGACGAGCGAGGACACGGAGAGUUAG
Molecule: messenger RNA, 1473 nt
Organism: Colletotrichum phormii
Lineage: Eukaryota; Fungi; Ascomycota; Sordariomycetes; Glomerellales; Glomerellaceae
Product: major facilitator superfamily domain-containing protein
Exons: 3
Coding region: 1-1473 (490 amino acids)
Biological process (GO): spermine transport; spermidine transport; transmembrane transport
Cellular component (GO): plasma membrane
Molecular function (GO): spermine transmembrane transporter activity; spermidine transmembrane transporter activity
Source: RefSeq, a predicted model, not a curated record